AUGUUAAGGACCAUCUUAACCACACGCACGCUCAGAGAGACGGGUCGUGGGAAGGACUACUCGUGCUACCAAGUAUGUCCUGUUACAUCAUUCGCUAAAGAUUCGCCUUUAUUGGGCACUGCAACACAGUCUGAAGAUGCAUCAGCACCAGCACUGACUCCAGGUAUCACAGAUGAGUCAUCAAGAGUGGACACUAAAGCUGGUGUAGCGGUGGGUAAAAUACCAAGUCCAGCGCCAACUUUACAUGCAUCAUCAGAGGCUUCAGCGUCGGACUUUGGAAGUGAAUCAACGUCGGGCACAACAAAUUUGUCAGCAACAGAUCCAACUCAAGCAGAUUUAGCUCCAGAGCCAACUAUUACACAUGAGUUUUUAGAGACUUCGCAAUCGACACAGUGUCGGCGAAAACACCAAAACUGGGUGAAAAGAAGGCGUCAACGCUAG
Molecule: messenger RNA, 441 nt
Organism: Peronospora farinosa
Lineage: Eukaryota; Oomycota; Peronosporomycetes; Peronosporales; Peronosporaceae
Source: the annotation of a GenBank genome assembly